CCCCUUUUCAAUAUAAUUGGAUCUAACAAGAUGAAGCCUUCUCUCGUUUCCAUUGCGUCUUUGCUCUCCGUUGCGGAUUGUCUUUCGCUGCCGCCGCUCAUCCCCAGUAUUCCUGGGGUGACGGACCCUCUGACGACCAAUGCCCCUCCGUUGCCCAUCCUUCAGGUGCCCACUCCACCCCUCAAGAGUCCUCCCUUUGAGGGCAGCAACAUCAAGCCCAAGAAGAUUGGAUACUUCUGGACCGGGUCUGGUGACAAAAACCACAAGGACUUCCUUGCUACAUACAGUCUUGAUGAUGACACCUUCGGCACCCUUCUGUGGGUCACCGACGUGCCCAGCAGUGGCAACGACCCCCACCACCUUGGCCCGUCUCUUGAUGGCAAGACCCUGUGGGGUGGAGGGCUUCUGUCUCUCUUGAAGACUCAGGACACCGGAUUCUACUUCGACACCAGUGACCCGUACCGCCCCAAGUUCCUCAAAAGCAACCGGGCUAUUCUCGGCUCGAUUGCAGAUGAGGUCCGGGCCAAGCCGGAUGGAGGCUUCUUCAUCACAUAUAUGGGCUCUGCAGUGGGCACCGCACCGGGCCGUCUCAUCGAGACGGACAAGAACUUUGACAUCAUCCACGAGUGGCCUGAAGACGUCGAAGGCACGCUCAACAUUCUCGGCGAGCAGUUCUCGCCCCAUGGUCUCAGCAUCGACUGGGAGAAGAAGCUCAUCCUGACUUCUGACUUUGUGGAGCCCAUCUCUAUCCUGAAGCCCAGCACGGGCAUCCGGAGGGCUAAUACCCUGCGUCUGUGGGAUCUUGAUUCGAGGAAGAUUCUUAGCACGCUGACCAUCCCCGAUGGUGGCGGUAUCCAAGACGUCAAGUUCAUUCCCGGGCACCCCGAGUCGGCUGCCCUUGCCACUGCCGUGCAUCUCGGUCAGGUGUGGGUGAUUUACCCGCUGCGCAAGGACGGCAACGGCAAGCAGGGUGUGAUCAAGGAGCUGUACGACCUGGGGCCGAAAGCCCGUGACACCACUGCCAUCUAUACCGACAUCAGUCAGGACGGCCGCUUCAUCUACCUCACCCUAACGACCGCCAACCACAUCGCAGCCCUGGAUAUCAGCGACCUGGACAAUGUCAAGCGUCUCGACGAUCCCGACGAGGACCAACCCACCGUUGGCCCGCAUUACAUCAAGGUCACGCCCGACCAGAAGCACCUGGUCGUCACCGACUACUUUGUGCAGACCGGCCAGAUCGGGUUGAUCAACACACCCGCUGACUUCAAGGCGCUGUACAUUGAUAUCAACAAGGAUGGCAGCUUGCAUUUCAACCGCACUAUCGACUUCAAUAAGGAGUUUGCGAACCGUGGUGGUGGCAAGCCUCACUCUAGUGUUGUCUUUGACCUCACAGACCCGGAGCACCCGAUCUACUACUAG
Messenger RNA from Penicillium alfredii, 1419 nucleotides. RefSeq lists its product as uncharacterized. Gene Ontology annotation, molecular function: protein binding. The annotation marks the transcript as partial. The transcript is spliced from 6 exons. The record is from RefSeq and is a predicted model, not a curated record. NCBI's taxonomy places the organism in Eukaryota, Fungi, Ascomycota, Eurotiomycetes, Eurotiales, Aspergillaceae.